This is a messenger RNA of Scomber japonicus (chub mackerel), 467 nucleotides long. It is a transcript of the gene pclaf, whose product is annotated as PCNA clamp associated factor. The transcript has 4 exons. Gene Ontology annotation, biological process: translesion synthesis; regulation of cell cycle. Gene Ontology annotation, cellular component: nucleus. Gene Ontology annotation, molecular function: chromatin binding. The record is from RefSeq and is a predicted model, not a curated record. Bases 71 to 424 code for a protein of 117 amino acids. NCBI's taxonomy places the organism in Eukaryota, Metazoa, Chordata, Actinopteri, Scombriformes, Scombridae.
UCUUCCUCCAGUCCGAGCGGAGAGUUUAUUGCUGUAAAACUGAGUGUAACUUCACAGAUAAGCCGUAAACAUGGUGAGGACUAAAGCCGACAGCGUCCCCGGGACUUACAGGAAAGCUGUUGCAGCGACGGCACCCAGGAAGUCUCUCGGCUCCAGCGCAGCAAACUCCUCCGCCUCCAGCAGCCAAGCAUCCACACCUGCUAAGGGGAAGUACGCCGGUGGGAACCCCGUGUGUCCUCGUCCCACUCCCACCUGGCAGAAGGGGAUCGGGGAUUUCUUCGGCGGUCCGAGCAGGAAGCCGGAGAAAGAGAACCAGCGACCUGGAGAGGAAGAGGAAGACGAUGGCGAGGAGGCGGGAGGCAGCGGCGUGACGCACACCAGCAGGAAGUCUCGGCCGCUGCCCGCUGAAGACGAAGAUGAUUAAAUGAUGAAUGUUUGCAGUCGCUGAGACUCUGACCCCCCCCCCC